Messenger RNA from Nicrophorus vespilloides, 1912 nucleotides. RefSeq names its product nucleolar protein 14 homolog. The transcript is spliced from 3 exons. The record is from RefSeq and is a predicted model, not a curated record. Bases 12 to 1850 code for a protein of 612 amino acids. Gene Ontology annotation, biological process: maturation of SSU-rRNA. Gene Ontology annotation, cellular component: small-subunit processome; nucleolus; Noc4p-Nop14p complex. NCBI's taxonomy places the organism in Eukaryota, Metazoa, Arthropoda, Insecta, Coleoptera, Silphidae.
ACGUGAAAAAAAUGGUAAAAGUACAAAAUAAGACUCGCAGAUCAGCGGAGGCCGUGCAGAAAUCUCCCAAAUUUAAGAAGGCUUUUAAUCCUUUCGAAGUUUUUCUAAAUAAAGUGAAAAUUAGAUUUUUGAAUAAGAAGACCAAGCACGACGGAGUAUCUUUAUCUAAGGCGUUUCGAAAAACAGAAACAACUGAUUAUAAAUUACGGAAUAGGAGAGUUAAUGGUAACCGCCCAGUUGAUAUAUCCAUUCCCUGUUCUAUUCUAAACUCUAAAAAGAAGUCUUUAUUGUUUGAUGAACAUAUUUGGACUUACCAUCAACAAACUUCGAAAGACGAUUAUUUGAAAGGACUCGAGAAAUUGCAAUUCAAGGAAAAUAGUUGUAAUAAAUUGCAAAGUACUACAAAGCAAUCCUCAAAUAACCAGAAUGUACUAGGGUCGCCGAAGAAGCAAAACACAUCGAUUUACAAGUUAACAGAUCAGUUCGAGUACAAAGAAGUUUUGUUGAUAGUACCAAAUUGUAAUAACAAGAUCGACGAUCAAAUACAGCUUCCAAUGGAAAACAACAUAUUACAAAGUUUCGAAAAAAACUUGGAAAAAAUAAACCUGUCUUUUGAUGAUAGACAUAUGACAGACAUAUCAGUAUCGGACUUGACGUUAUCAAUGAAUAAUGGUAUAACUACAGUGUCAGUACAUGAUGUAAUAUUGAAAAAUGUAGAGGAACCUGAAAAAAAUAUGUCUUAUUUCAGAAAAAAAGUCCAGAUCUCUAAAACAAAUUUGAUUAAUAGAUCAAUAAUGGGUUAUUCGGAAACGGAAAGCUUGAAUGAAGACUUCAAAGAGAUAAAGCUGUUGGAUAAAGCCCGUGGUGAGUCACAAUCUAUGUACGGUCUUCCUGAAAAUUACGAGCAACUACGUGAACUUCUGCAAGAUAAACCUAGCCACGAUCAAAGUGUCAUAAUUGAAAGGAUGAUUCAAUGUAAUCAUCUGAGUUUGCAGAAAGAGAAUAUGAUCGAAGUAAGCAGUUUGUUUGAAUACUUACUUCGACAUUUGAGCGACAUUUGUUGCGAUCUGAAGGAUUGCAAAAAAUGCUUCGACGUAUUCACUUGCUUAACUCCUCAAUUUUUUGAUUUGGCUAUGCUGAAUCCAGAGAGAGCUCAUAUAUCAUUGCUGGAUGUAAUUCAAGAGAAGCAAACCGAAUACCGAAAAGAUACGUCAAGAUUUCCUGGUAUCGACGUUAUUCUUUAUUUAAACUUAAGCUAUCAGCUGUUUACGGAAAAAGAACUCCAAUUGCUUACACCUAAUUUAGUGUUCAUGGAACAGAUGCUUACCACAUGCCAGGUUAAAACAAGAGCUGAUGUCGCUUAUGGAUUAUUUCUGGUUACUCUAAUAGCACAAUACACGUCUUUAUCAAAAGGAUAUUCUCCAGCCUGCGUGAUGUUCCUCAAUGGAAUCCUUCGCAUAGCAAUACCAAAAAAUUCGAAACAAUUUCCGUCAUCCAACAAAUUCAGUUGUAGUCUCGUUUUGACAGAACCUGUUGAUUCCAUGGACAAUGACAAACUAGACAUUAAAGAUUUAACAGAUGCAAAGGAUUUCGAUCAAAGCUUCCGGGGAAAGGUAAUCAACGUUUCACUAGGCUUACUCAUAUACUUCCACUCGUGCUGUGAAUCGCUUCCUUCCUGCUUCGAAAUUUUCGAAAGGACACUUGUUUCUUUGAAACAGUUACCUGUAAUGUAUUAUCCAAAAGAAUUGAAUGAAACCAUAUCGAAAUUCAUCCACGAUUUGGAACAAUCUAACAAGAAUAGGAUACUGAAGUUCAUAAUAAUGGAUACAGAAUUAGAUAAAACGAUAUGACAAGGAAACACGUAGAGACAAGGUUUAAUAAUAAUUGUAAUGUGGCUUCAAAUUAAACAAAG